Molecule: messenger RNA, 306 nt
Organism: Molossus molossus (Pallas's mastiff bat)
Lineage: Eukaryota; Metazoa; Chordata; Mammalia; Chiroptera; Molossidae
Product: gamma-secretase subunit PEN-2-like
Exons: 1
Coding region: 1-306 (101 amino acids)
Biological process (GO): Notch receptor processing
Cellular component (GO): gamma-secretase complex
Source: RefSeq, a predicted model, not a curated record
AUGAACUUGGAGCGAGUGUCCAACGGGGAGAAGUUGAACCUGUGCCAGAAGUACUGCCUGGGUGGGUUUGCUUUCCUGCCUUUUCUCUGGUUGGUCCACAUCUUCUGGUUCUUCCGAGAGGCCUUCCUUGCCCCGGCAUAUACAGAGCAGAGCCAAAUCAAAGGCUCUGUCUGGCGCUCAGCUGUGGGCUUCCUCCUCUGGGUGAUUGUACUCUCCACCUGGAUCACCAUCUUCCAGAUCUACCGGCCCCGUGGGGGCGCCCUUGGGGACUACCUCUCCUUCACCAUACCCCUGGGUACCGCCUGA